CACCGUCUCUUCUCUCUCGGUGUAACAGUAUUUUAGUUCCCCAUCACAAAGACAGAGCACAGCCUGGAUAAGGACGAACUUUCAGCCUUCUCUCUGCGCGGACACGGACUUUUAUAGCUGUAGCUAAAGCAGCUGAGUUAUUAGAUUUAGGUGCAUGUUAUUGCUGUUUUUUUAUUAUAAUUUUGUGGGGCAGCCCAGAAAUAAACAGCUAAGUAUAGGUUAGCUAGCUAGCUAAUGAGGUAUUGUGUACGGUAGCUUGAGUGGCUAGCUGUAGCUAGCUAGGGUUAGCAUAGCUAGCUGGCUAAUUAACAAUAUCUGCAUAUGAUAUUACGUAAAAUAGGUUCAGGCAAAGGUUUAGAUCUAAAGCUAAAUUGAUUAUUAAGACUGUAGGCUAAGAACCUUAGCUAGCUAACUUAGCUAGCUAGAGCUAGCAAACCAACCGUGUGUGUAUUCAUGCUAUCUAAUGCUAGCUGGCUAACCUAGCUAGGGGUUAACGGACACAAACAGUGGUCCCACACAUAAAGAGGGCCCUGAAACCAGUUUACCACUUGGUUUAAAUCGUAUCCAGCUCAGUUAACGCUAGUUCAUUAAUUAAUCAGCACCUCCACCACGUUUAACACAGCGCUCAGGAUGUCUGAGAUCAUCCCCACGUUUCAGACGCAGCUCUCCGGCGUUAUGGAGACCGUUUUUAAGGCUGCUAUCUUCGAGAUCACCAGGCUGGUGGAGGAGAGCUUUCUGGAAGAAGUGUCUCGAUCACGAGAACAGGUUGAGUCUCUAAAAAAGAGACUCCAGUGGUCCGAGACCAAGCGCAAAGACCAGCAGGAGAGCAGGAGGCUGAGGUGUGCAGACUGUGGUAAUGCCAGGCUGUCUGAGGAAGGGAAGAGCAAGGCAGCCUCACACACACAAACAGAUGUGGAAAAUGCUCAAAAACUUAAAAAGGAGAGAGAUGCGGAAGAGAAUUGGAAGAGCUGUGAAUCAGCUGAGAAGAAGGUUAAUCUUCCUGUAAAUGUGGAAUCUGAGGCUGUAUCCAACCAAAUGAAACCUGCAGAGAAUACAGCUCAAGAGGAAGGAAAGAUGGACUGCUUGCUUAAAGCGGAAGCUGUUCAAACUGGCAAUGAGCCACAGGGUGGGUGGAGACUGACCCCUGAAGUUGAAGAAAUUUCUGACAGCUCUGAUCAUCGUAAGACCUACAGUGAGCAGGAGUUGCAGCAGAUUCAAGAUGACUGGAGUUCAGGCUUGGGUCAUGCUCCUGAACCAGACCCUGUUCCUGAACAAGACAAUAUUCAGGGUCUACAGUAUAGGACUCGCUACAACAUGGAGGACCUGAGCAGUUAUGGAAAUCAGGAGCUGGAUAUGGGAGCAUUGAAUGGAUUAGCAGAGUCCACUCAAAGGAGUGGAGAGGUUUUGGGAUUUGGGGCACUGCCUGCUUCUUUGCAGACUGACAUGGGUACGCCUGCAGAAAGUGGAAGACGCUUGAGAAAUAAGAGAGGACAAAAAGGAUCUACAUCUUUACAUAAUAGCCAAGACACAGCUGACCUGAACUGCUUACUUAUUAAUGAGGAGGGAUAUUUGCAGGACAUAAAUGCUCUUCCACAGGUUCCUGGUGGACUUAUUGGAGACUCUGGACAUCGGGCACAUCCCAUGUUCAGCAGAGAUGCAGUAAAUGACAGUAAUAAUUGUUUUUACAGCGGAGAUGCAUUUAGCCACCCAGUGGACCUGAACCACAGCGAAUCUGUGCAAAUGGUUGCUGAGAGAAAUAAACCGUCUCACACUUGUCCUCAGUGUAUGCUGAGUUUUCCAGACCAGCGGUCUUUAAAGGCCCACAUGGUCUCUCAUCGGCCCAACCCUGGCUACAUCUGCAACCAGUGUGGGAAGAAGUUCACCCAAGCCUGCAACCUGAAAGUCCACCAGCGUGUCCACCAGCGGGAAGGGCUGCACCUGUGCAAUCACUGUGGGAAAGGCUACUCGUCUUUCAGCGACCUGCGGAAGCACCGGUGCAGCCAGGCCGGAGACAAGCCCUACAGCUGCUCGCUCUGCGGUAACAAGUUCAGCCGCCUUUGGAACCUCAAGCUGCACCGCCGCAUUCACACGCAGGAGAAACCGCACCGAUGCAGCAUGUGUGACAAAAGCUUUACCCGGGCCGACAUCUUAAAAGUCCACCAGCGGACACACACUGGAGAGAGGCCGUACUGCUGCAGGGUGUGUGGACUCAGCUUUAAACGUCUCGAUCAUCUCAGAUCGCACCAGCGCAAACAUGGAUCAGUACCGAAUAAUCACUAGAACUGCAGUUCUAGGACCUAUACACUAAUUCAGCUUCAGAGUUAUUGCUGUAUACUAUUAACCAGGGCUUUUCAGUUCUGAUCCUGAGGACCAGUGUUUGUAACAUUUUGCUGACUGUCCUACUCAAAUCACCUAAUCCAAUCUGUUAAUUGCCAGGUUUCUUGUUUAUAUUUAUAAAGGAAACAGUGCUGAACAUUGGUCACCCAGUUUUGGAAUUGGGGAACCCAACUAUUCAACCAGGGUUUUGAUUCAAAGGGGGCUUAAUUCAAAAGCCAUUAUCACAGUCACAAUAAAUGACAAGCUACCCCUCUUUUCUAUUCCUUCUGAAUUGAUAAUAAAGUUCACUAAUUGUUCAAAAUGUCUGCGAAAUUUAAUUGCAGAUUCAGAAAACGUUGUUGUAUAAUGUGUAAUGUAUAAUUAAUAUUGCAUAUAUUAAAACGGCAUGUGUACGUUUAUUGGUGGUAUAUUGCUGGUAAAUUUGGGACCCCUGGGGGAAGAAAACAAAAAAAAUAGUAAUUUUCUCAUCAGAUCAGACAACCAAAAACAUAUGCAGAAAUUCUGAAAAGUGGGUUGCUUUAAAAUCGCUGUCAGAUUGGCAGACUUUAUAUAUUUAUAUUAGUAGUUGGUCACUAUUUAUAACACACACAGGGCUCCUGGACCAUACUAUUAAAAAUCCACUGUGUUUUAAAUUAGCUCAGACUUGAUUCCCAUAGAGGAUUUUAUUUUUGGUCAAAUGAACACAAAUACAGUUAUGUUACCAAUAUAUUAUUGUAUUCUAAUAUUUUUUAAUAAGUGCAUUGGAUUGUCACUGUCUUUACACCCCAACCAGACUAUUUUUUCCUUUAGUUGACUUCAGAUAAUCUUGUUUUCCAGUAAAUAAAUCAUUUCUUUGUUCAACAUUUUGCUUAUGUCAUGUCAACUUAGUAUAGAACAUGGUUUUAGUAACUGUGUAGUCAGGUAUGUUCUGGUUUUCUAGGGACGCUGCAGUGCCUCUGUACCUGCUUUGUUUUGCUAAUUGAGAUGAUCUUAUUUAAUAAUGUUUGUGAAUUCAUCAUAGUCAGUCAUGUCUAAAGUUUGUGUGUUUUAUAUGUAAAAUAUUUUUCUUUUAUUUAAAUUGUGAUGGUUGUGGAUAAAAGCUGAUGCUUUUUCUGAAUGCAAAUAAAAAGUUUACCUUUCA
Messenger RNA from Astyanax mexicanus (Mexican tetra), 3457 nucleotides. Its product is annotated as C2H2-type zinc finger protein. Gene Ontology annotation, molecular function: RNA polymerase II cis-regulatory region sequence-specific DNA binding; DNA-binding transcription factor activity. The coding region runs from base 631 to 2280 and encodes 549 amino acids. Gene Ontology annotation, biological process: regulation of transcription by RNA polymerase II. NCBI's taxonomy places the organism in Eukaryota, Metazoa, Chordata, Actinopteri, Characiformes, Acestrorhamphidae. The record is from RefSeq and is a predicted model, not a curated record. The transcript has 4 exons.